Molecule: messenger RNA, 438 nt
Organism: Elephantulus edwardii (Cape elephant shrew)
Lineage: Eukaryota; Metazoa; Chordata; Mammalia; Macroscelidea; Macroscelididae
Gene: OXLD1
Product: oxidoreductase-like domain containing 1
Exons: 2
Coding region: 1-438 (145 amino acids)
Cellular component (GO): mitochondrion
Source: RefSeq, a predicted model, not a curated record
AUGUCACACAACCCACUCAGCACCCUAGACUCUGUGCAGGGGACACACUGGCUCUGCAGAGGGGGCUGGUGCCUGGGGCUCCCAAGAGGCGGCCGCAGCAGUGACCUCCACGGGCACCUUGUGCACUCUGGCCGGAGAGCGUUUGGGAAGGACCACGAGGGAGGCGCCGAUGACACUGUGCAGCACAAGUCCUCCCUGCCCAGUGGGGGCUCGCCCGAGGGCCCCUACCCGCCCCCGCCUGACCUCCAGCCUCCCACGAACUGCUGCAUGAGCGGCUGCCCCAACUGCGUGUGGGUGGAGUACGCGGACGCGCUGCUGCAGCACUACCAAGACGGCGGGGCGCGGGCAAUGGCCGCCCUGGACACACACGUGACCGACGAGAACCUCAAGGCCUUCAUCAAGAUGGAGAUCCAGCUGCGCAUGCGCCAGGGCGGCUGA